AUUUUCGUAACACUGACAGUGUUGACACCCCACAAAAUAGUUAGGUUAUGUUGACCGAAUAAUUCCCAAUUUCGAUUGAAAUGUUACGAAUAACUUCGAAUUUUCGACUUUUAAACUCGUUGCCCGAGUACCUGCAAAAUUAUCAACCCGUACGAUGGCGCCGGAAGCCUCUUUGGAUGCCGACUGCCAAAAGCAAGCUUUUCAGAGUCCCUAUACGGCCCCAAAUUCCGGAGGAAGAAGACAAUGAAUUGAARCGACUAACUAACAAUUACCGCACGGCCAUGAAAUCAAUUCGAAGAUUUUUAACUUAUCGAUACAGCGUCUCAUUACAAGCGACAGCUGAUACAGAGCAGUUGAAAAAAGCCUUUGAAGAGGAUUUCUCACGAUGUAAAGCUAUAAAUGAUGAGUGGAAUGCGGAAUUGGAGAGGUUGAGGAACGAACGUAUUGCGAGACAAUUGGAGGAAGAUGUUAAAUUCGCGGAAAAUCGAAAACAGGAAUGGUUGAAACGUGAAAAGGAAUUGUUGGCUCAGGCAGAGGAGAUUGUUAGAAAGGAAAAGGAGAUAGUGGCGACAUUUAUUACACCUGAGACGUUGGAUGAGGCCAUUGAGAAGGCGCUUAACAAUCCUGUAGAUUAUAAUUUUGCUAUUGAUUUAGAAGGGAAUAAAAUUGAAGGGAGGGAAACAACACCCGGGGAAAAAGUUCAAGUAAAACAGUAGUUUUAGCCAUAAAAAUUCUCUAUUAUAUAAUUUACAAAACUUAAUAAAUUAUCACGAAAAUA
Molecule: messenger RNA, 778 nt
Organism: Tribolium madens (black flour beetle)
Lineage: Eukaryota; Metazoa; Arthropoda; Insecta; Coleoptera; Tenebrionidae
Gene: mRpS26
Product: probable 28S ribosomal protein S26, mitochondrial
Exons: 1
Coding region: 81-716 (211 amino acids)
Cellular component (GO): mitochondrial small ribosomal subunit
Source: RefSeq, a predicted model, not a curated record